AUGUUGGGCACCAACCCCGAGCUCUGCCCUGCUGCCAGCAGCCCCAGCGCCACCCCCUCAUGGACCACCCCAAAGGAGCCCUGUCCCAGCUCCAGGACCACUGGGAUCUUCUCCCGGGACACCUCCCACUCAUCAGGCUGUGGCUUCACGGCGCCAGUGAAGGAGUCGUACACCAAACCCCACGUCGUGUCCUCCAGCGAGCCCUGUCCCGGGGGGCUGGGCCUCCCCCUGCCCUGCCCACGGCAGAGGGUGUCCCCAGGCUCAUGGAGGGACAGUCCCACCCCAGGGUGUCCCCAAGGCUAUGGGUGGCGUGGAGGGGGCACGGCGCCAGUGAAGGAGUCGUACACCAAACCCCACGUCGUGUCCUCCAGCGAGCCCUGUCCCGGGGGGCUGGGCCUCCCCCUGCCCUGCCCACGGCAGAGGGUCGUGUACCGCACCGAGUACCGGCAGGCUGUCCGCACCGACUACCGGCGGCGCUACCAGUGCUGCCAGGGCUACUACGAGAGCCGGGACUCCUGUGUCCCUCACUGCAGCCAGGAGUGUGUCCACGGGCGCUGCGUGGCUCCCGAGCUGUGCCAGUGCGAGCCGGGCUGGCGCGGCCCCAGCUGCUCCAGCGAGUGUGACGAGCGUUCGUGGGGACCGGACUGUGGACAGCGCUGCCAGUGCCACCAUGGGGCCCCUUGUGACCCCCUGACCGGGCUCUGCUCCUGCCCCCCUGGCUUCACCGACCCCCUGUGCCGCCAGCCGUGCCCACCUGGCACCUACGGGCAGGGCUGUCACCUGUCCUGCCCCUGCCACCACCAGGCCCCCUGCAACGCCUCCACUGGCGCCUGCCUCUGCCCAGCGGGGCUGAGCGGCCCCCUCAUCCUCAUCUUCUCCCACCAUCCUCACCUCCCAUCCUCAUCUCCCUCUGCACCAAUCUCAUCCUCCCCUCCUCCCUGUCCCCCCUGCACCCUCACCCACCAGCCAGCCUGCACCCCCAGCUGUCACCCCAUGCACGGGGAGUGUGUUUGCCUCCCUGGCUGGGCUGGGCUCUACUGCAAUGAGAGCUGCCCCCCCGGCUACUUCGGGCCUGGCUGCCUGCAGAGCUGCCUCUGCCUCCAUGGGGGGGUCUGUGAUGGGACCACUGGCCACUGCCACUGCCCCCCUGGCUACACGGAUGAGCACUGCUCCUCCCUGUGUCCCCCCAACACCUUUGGGAUGAACUGCUCGGGGCGCUGCUCCUGCCAGCACGCCCUGGCCUGCUCCCCACUCGACGGCUCCUGCUUCUGCAAGGAAGGCUGGCACGGACCUGACUGCUCAAAGCCGUGUCCUGCUGGUUCGUGGGGUCCCAGCUGCAACCGGAGCUGUGACUGUGCCCACGGGGCACCCUGUGACCCCCAGAGCGGGACGUGCCACUGCCCCCCGGGCUGGCAGGGCCCUCGCUGCCUGCAGCCCUGCCUGAACGGGACGUUUGGGGCGGGCUGUGGGGAGCGCUGUGCCUGCGCCCACGCUGACGGCUGUGACCCGGUGACAGGAGAGUGCCACUGCCUGCCUGGCUGGACAGGGCCGCAGUGCGAGCAGGGCUGUCCCCACGGCUCCUGGGGCCGGGGCUGCCUCAUGUCCUGCUCCUGCCGCAACGGAGCCUCCUGCUCCCCCCAGGAUGGAUCCUGCACCUGCACCCCGGGUUUCCGCGGCCCCACCUGCCAGCGCCCCUGUCCCGCUGGCCGCUACGGCAAGCGCUGCUCCCUGAGCUGCUCCUGCGCCAACGGCUCCUCCUGCCACCCCACCAACGGCUCCUGCCUCUGCACCCCCGGCUGGAGGGGCCCCCGCUGCUCCCAGCCCUGCGCCCCCGGGACCUUUGGGCUCCAGUGUGAGCAGCUCUGCCACUGUCCCCACAACGCCACCUGCGACCCCACCAAUGGCACGUGUCCCUGUGCCCCGGGCACGGCCGGACCCCACUGUGAGGCUGGCAAUCCUGACGUGCCCUACACCAUCGAGCCAGCCCCCCCUGCAGCCUACAGCCCCCUGGGCAUGGUGCUGAGCCUGGUGGCCAUGGUGGUGCUGCUGGUGGCUGUGGUGGUCACAGCCCUGUGCUACCACCACGGGCAGAAGGGGAAGGAGCGGCAGCACCUGGCUGUGGCUUACAGAGCAGGACAGACGGACACCUCUGACUACAUGGUGCCAGAUGUACCCCCAAACCACCACGCCCACUACUACUCCAACCCCAGCUACCACACCCUGUCCCAGUGCCCGCUGCCAGCCCCUGGCCCCCAGGACAGAGCCAGCUCCCUCAAGGUGCCUGGCAGCCAGCUCUUCCCCAGCAUGGAGAGACCUUACAGCCCUGAAGGCAAUGCCACGCUGCCUCCUGACUGGAAACACCUCGGGGCACCAGCUCUGGGCCCCAGGGGCAGGCAGGUGGACAGGAGCUACACCUACAGCCACGGGCUGAGGAAGUGUGAGAGCAAGGAGCACCCCUGGGAGGGGCUGGGGGCCAGCAGCAGCUCCCUGGCCAGCGAGAACCCCUACGCCACCAUCAAGGAGCUGCCCCCUGCCAUCAGCAAGGCCCACGAGGGCAGCUACAUGGAGAUGAAAUCCCCUGUCCAGAGGGAGAUGUCCUACGCUGAGAUCGGGCUCCUUGAGGAGCCACCACAAGAGGAGAGUUGUCCUGAAGGCCCCCCUCACAGAGAGCCCCCCAGCCACUACGACUCCCCCAAGAACAGCCACAUCCCCUGUCACUACGACGUGCCCCCUGCCCGCCACUACCCGCCAUCCCCUCCACUGCGCAGGAAGGACCGCUGAGGGACAGCCAGAGGGGACAGAGCACCCCUGCAGGGACUGGAGCAUCCCUGAGCAGGGGGCUGCAGGUGGUGAAUAAAGGGAUUUUGGUGUGGAGUGUUGUCCUGGUUUGCAGGGCAGGUGUCUGCCAAUAAAUGCGGAAA
Messenger RNA from Ficedula albicollis (Collared flycatcher), 2921 nucleotides. RefSeq names its product platelet endothelial aggregation receptor 1 (gene PEAR1). Gene Ontology annotation, cellular component: membrane. The record is from RefSeq and is a predicted model, not a curated record. Bases 1 to 2781 code for a protein of 926 amino acids. Gene Ontology annotation, molecular function: protein binding. The transcript has 20 exons. Lineage: Eukaryota; Metazoa; Chordata; Aves; Passeriformes; Muscicapidae.